Coffea arabica (coffee) is the source of this 971-nucleotide messenger RNA. Its product is annotated as kunitz trypsin inhibitor 5-like. Gene Ontology annotation, molecular function: endopeptidase inhibitor activity. Lineage: Eukaryota; Viridiplantae; Streptophyta; Magnoliopsida; Gentianales; Rubiaceae. The record is from RefSeq and is a predicted model, not a curated record.
AUUAACCCUAGAUCCCUAUCAACUCCAAUAUUUCUCAUAAAUCUUCCAACUUCAAACACACUAGACAUACAGCAAAGAAAUGAAGGAAACGCUGCUACCUUUCUUCCUCUCAUUUCUUCUCUUCACCUCAUCCCCCUCUUCAGCCGCUCGACCAGCCAGUAAUGCCGUUCGUGACAUCGACGGAAAAAAGGUCAUCGUCGGAGCCCAUUACUACAUAUUGCCUGUUAUUCGCGGCCGCGGUGGCGGCCUAACUCUUGGCAGCGCCGACAACGAAACUUGCCCUCUUGAUGUCAUCCAGGAGCAGUUUGAAGUUAAAAGGGGCCUCCCGUUAACGUUUACACCAGUAAACACCACUAAAGGCGUGGUCCCAGUUUCAACUGAUCUGAACAUCAAGUUCUUUGCUGCUACAAUUUGUGUUCAGUCAACUGUCUGGAAGCUUGAAUUUGACGCAGAUAUAUCACAAUACGUGAUAGUCAGUGGCGGAAUUGAAGGAAAUCCAGGCCGUGAAACCAUAAGCAACUGGUUCAAGAUUGAAAAAUAUGAUCAGGAUUACAAGCUCGUUUAUUGUCCUACUGUUUGUAACUUCUGUAAGGUCAUCUGCAGAGAUGUUGGGAUAUUUGUGCAGAAUGGGAGGAGACGUCUUGCUUUGAGUGAUGUACCAUUCAGGGUUUUCUUCAAGAAAGCUGAAUAUUGAAUAUUAUCCUUGUUCCCUUCGAUUUUAAGUUUCUUAUCCCUUUUUGUUUCAAGUUAAAUUAUGAGUAAUAAGAAAGAAUGUACAACUCCAGUGAAUAAGAUUUGACUCGAUCUUUGUUCAAAACAUGUAAGUUAUCUACAUGUAAAUCAUGUUUUGGUUUUAAUAGUAUUUGGGAUAUCAUGGAAAAUUUUAGUGUCUUUAUUGCAUACACCUAAGACAAGCAGGAGCCUUUUCUCAGUAAAAACAUUCUUGAACAGUGUAACACUCUUUGGAUAAA